CACUUCAAAAGGUUGUGGAGUGCAACAAGACAACCACAUGCUAUUACUACCACCAUCCUCGGUUCCCCGCUCCGGUUCCGGCGCGACCGCGACUAGAUAGGUAGAUACACACAAGCGGACAAGCCGUGGAAGCAUGGCUUGGAGUUUCCACUUUGUUCCCUUGCUCCUCCUCCUCCUCCUGCUCCCCUCCACUUCCGCAGUGGCCACCUCCGGGCACAGCACCGGCAACGCCACCGCAAGCCUGAGGCCAGGGAGGGAGCCGCUCAAGCACCGGAGGAUCAGGGCUCUCCUCGGCAGACUCAACAAGCCCCCCCUCAAGACCAUCAAGAGCCCCGAUGGUGACUUAAUCGACUGCGUUCCCUCCCACCUACAGCCCGCGUUUGACCACCCAAUGCUCAAGGGACAGAAGCCUCUGGACCCGCCGGAGAGGCCCAAGAACUACAACUCCACCAUUGCCGGAGCGGUGGUGGUGCAGGCGUGGCAUGCCACCGGCGAGGCGUGCCCGGAAGGGACGGUGGCGCUGCGGCGGACGACGGAGAAAGAUCUGCUCAGAGCCAGCUCCCUCAGGAGGUACGGCAGGAAGCCGCCACGCCGGACCACCCGCCGUGAUUCCACCAGCAGUGGCCAUGAGCAUGCAGUUGGGUAUGUGAAUUCAGAGAAAUACUAUGGGGCCAGAGCUAGUGUUAACGUGUGGUCACCCAGGAUAGAUGACCCAUCUGAGUUCAGCCUGUCACAGAUCUGGGUCAUCUCCGGCUCCUUCGGCCAUGAUCUCAACACCAUUGAGGCUGGAUGGCAGGUAAGCCCGGAGCUGUAUGGAGAUAGUAAUGCUAGGUUCUUCACUUACUGGACAACUGAUGCGUACCAAGAGACGGGGUGCUACAACCACAACUGCCGCGGGUUCGUCCAGACGACCAACAAGAUAGCCAUCGGCGCCGCUAUCACGCCACAGUCGGUGUACAACGGGAGGCAGUUUGAUAUUAAUCUGAUGAUAUGGAAGGAUCCCAAGCACGGGCACUGGUGGCUGGAGCUGGGCCCGGGCGUGGUGGUGGGCUACUGGCCGUCCGGCCUGUUCACCCACCUGGCGCACCACGCGAGGAUGGUGCAGUUCGGCGGCGAGGUCGUCAACACCCGGCCGCCGGGGUCCCACACGGCGACGCAGAUGGGCAGCGGCCACUUCCCCGGCGAGGGGUUCGACCGCGCCGCCUACUUCCGGAACCUGCAGGUGGUGGACUGGGACAACAACAUCAUCCGGGCGUCCGGCCUCAAGCUCCUCGCCGACCACCCCGGGUGCUACGACAUCCAGGGAGGCUUCAACGGCCGCUGGGGGACCUACUUCUACUACGGAGGGCCAGGGAGGAACGUGAAAUGCCCCUGAAACCUGACAUUGUUAGGCUUUUGCUGUUUCUUUGUUGGUUUUGUUUGUUUGUUUUUUUGUCACCCAAUCUUUUGCGACAGUACUCCAUUAUUUCUUGUAGGAUAUCAUUGUUAGGCUUAGUAGGUCUUUAGCUCCUGGAUGCCUAUGAGCACUCGAGGGUGGAGAGGAAUCUGUAAAUUUUGACAAGUGCGUGCCUGCAGGCGUGUGCAUUCUGUUUACUGCGUAAGUAGCACCAGUUUAUACUGUA
Aegilops tauschii subsp. strangulata is the source of this 1622-nucleotide messenger RNA. Its product is annotated as protein neprosin. The record is from RefSeq and is a predicted model, not a curated record. Lineage: Eukaryota; Viridiplantae; Streptophyta; Magnoliopsida; Poales; Poaceae.